This is a messenger RNA of Heteronotia binoei (common prickly gecko), 5392 nucleotides long. It is a transcript of the gene RAI14, whose product is annotated as retinoic acid induced 14. Gene Ontology annotation, molecular function: actin binding. NCBI's taxonomy places the organism in Eukaryota, Metazoa, Chordata, Lepidosauria, Squamata, Gekkonidae. The record is from RefSeq and is a predicted model, not a curated record. Bases 79 to 3048 code for a protein of 989 amino acids. The transcript has 17 exons.
CAUCUUUACCCCCCCCCCUCCUCUUUUUUGCCUAGGUGUUGAAGACGUGUCAAGUUUGGAAAUCUGAAUGGAAUAAACAUGAAGAGCCUGAAAGCAAAGUUCAGGAAGAGUGAUGCCAAUGAAUGGAAUAAGAAUGAUGACCGCCUCUUGCAAGCAGUGGAAAAUGGCGAUGCGGAGAAAGUGGCAUCGUUGCUGGGUAAAAAGGGAGCCAGCGCCACCAAACUCGACAGUGAGGGCAAGACGGCUUUCCACCUGGCUGCCACAAAAGGUCACGGAGAAUGUCUUCGGGUUAUGAUAACUCACGGUGUGGAUUUAACAGCACAGGAUGGAGCAGGGCACAGCGCUUUACAUCUUGCUGCCAAGAACAGCCACUCUGACUGCGUUAAGAGACUCCUCCAGGCUAAAUGUCUACCGGAGAGCACAGAUAGUUCUGGGAAAACAGCUUUACACUAUGCAGCUGCAUGUGGCUGCCUUCAAAUUGCUCAACUCCUGUGUGAACACAAGUGUCCAAUUAAUGUCAAAGAUGUGGACGAGAAUAUACCUUUGCUACUUGCAGUACAAAACGGUCACGUUGAAGUAUGCAAAUACCUUCUGGAACAUGGAGCAGAUAUGAAUUCCAGAGACAAAAAUAGAAGAACCAGUCUGAUGCUGGCAUGCGAAGGUGGAAAUCUCAGCAUUGUGGAAGCCUUGGUCAGAAAAGGGGCAGACAUAAACUUGGUGGAUGCGCUUGGACACAAUGCUCUACAUUACUCCAAAGUCUCUGAAAAUACAGGCAUCCAGAACCUACUUCAGUCAAAAAUUGUUCAAGAGGCUGAUAUCAAGUCGCCAACAAAGCCAAAGCAGCAUGACCAAGCCUCUAGAUUAAGUUCAGAAAGAAGUGGAACUCCAAAAAAACGCAAAGCCCCUCCACCACCUCCUGUCAGCCCUAUCCAGCUCAGUGGUCUGUCCUCUCCACAUUCCACGACCUCCACCCCAGUACCUGGAAAAGGCCAGCCGUUUUUUGCUGAACAGGGAUCCAAGCAAGAAGAGAACAGUGCGGUUCAUGGUGACAGCAAGGACAGGAUGAAUGUGACCGCUACAGGCCCUGAUAGUUUACUGGAUGCAAGUGCAGAGGCAGACCAGCAAGAACUGUUCUUACUGUUACAAGCAAAAAUUGCUACCCUGACCUUGCAUAAUAAGGAGUUGCAAGAAAAAUUGCAGGUGAAAACGGUCAAAUUGGGAGACAUGGAUACCACACUGGAUUCUUUCCAUUCCACCCAAACAGAGUUUGAUCAUUCAACAGACAGGCUAAGCGAGAGUUCGUCAGUAGCUCAAGAGAUAAGUUGCUCCUCUCCGAGCAGAAGGCAGGAGCAAGCCAGUGACCAUGAAGGAAAAAUUAAACAGCUAGAAGAUGAUUUAAAAGAAGUGCGGAAGAGACUGGACAGCUCAGAAUCAAAAAGGCGCCACUUGGAGACACAGCUUCAUUCUGGAGCCCUGGAAGUGAGCCACUUAUUAAACAGCACAGAGAUCUCCGAAAACGGCUCAGACCUCAAUCAGAAACUGAAAGAGACCCAAAGCAAGUAUGAGGAAGCUAUGAAGGAGGUCCUGAAUGUCCAGAGGCAAAUGAAGCUGGGUCUGGUUGCUUCAGAAAGCAAGGAAGCUGAUCUGCAGGAGCUGAGAGCGACAUGUGAGGAGGUUGAACUCCUGAAGGAAGAGGUGAGGAAAGCACUAGAAGAUGGUGAGAGACUCAAGGCAAGAGUGAAAGAGCUAGAGGCAAAGCUGGAAGAGAGCGAGAACAAGAUGGCCGGCACUAUGUCCAUAGAACAGUGCGAGGAGAUGAAAAACUCCUACUGCGUGGUUAUUGAGAACAUCAACCAAGAGAAGGCAUUGCUCAUCGAAAGGUACAAGGAAGGCCAGGAGGAAAUCAGAAGGCUCCAGGACAAGCUGAAGAGUCAGAUGGAAUUGGGGAGCAGCGAGGAAGGGGAGGAGAUGAGAGAGGCAAAGAACAGCAUGAUCAAUGAACUCAAGAGACAAGUGGAUGAGCUUUCUCAGCUGUAUGAAGAAGCCCAGGCAGAACUCGAAGAUUUCAGAAAAAGGAGCGUUCCAGAAGAGGCCAUCUCAAGAUCCAUACCUCUGGGGGAACAUGAAAAAAUGAUGGAGGCCACGGUCUUGCAGAGGGAGCAAGCAGAGAAUGCAUUAGUGGAAAUGAAGGCUCAGUAUACCAAGGCGCUAAGCGAAGCGACUCAGCUCCAGAACCUGGUAGAUGCUCAGAAGAAGAACUCUGUCUCCAUCACAGAACAUCUCCAGGUGGUCACUGCUCUCAGGACCUCAGUAAAGGAAUUGGGAGAAGAAAUAAGCAGGCUCAGAGAGCUGCUGCUUCUCAAGGAGAGCGAGGUGCAGCGUCUGCAGAGGGAACUGUUAGAAGAAGAGGCAGCAGUGUGUGAAGCUAUGGUACCCAGAGUUCUGUAUGAAGAGUUACGAUCUUCGACAGAAGGCGAAGUCAACAACUUGUCAUCUAAAUUGAAGGACUUGAUGAAUGAGAGAGAGAGCUUGUCUGCAGAUCUCUCACAGUUGAGGAAAGAAUUUGUGCAAGUGAAAGGGGAGAAAGAGAGCCUCCGUGCUCUUCUUGAAGCUAAGGAACAAGAAAUCAAAGGGCUGCUUCAACAGUACCAGCAAGCCCAGGAAGACCUGCUUGAAAUGAAAAGGGCUUCGGAGAGUUCCUCCAAAAUAGAAGAGGACAAAGAUAGAAAGAUAAAUGACAUGUCUAAGGAAGUUUCUAAAUUAAAGGAAGCAUUGAACAGCCUCUCCCAGCUUUCUUACUCAACUGGUACACCCAAAAGGCAAAGCCAGCAGCUGGAACUGCUGCAGCAGCAAGUCAAACAACUGCAAAACCAGCUCACUGAAACCAAGAAACAACACCAGGAGAUUGUAUCUGUUUACCGGACACAUCUGCUCUAUGCUGUGCAGGGCCAGAUGGAUGAGGAUGUCCAGAAAGUGCUUAAGCAGAUAUUAACAAUGUGCAAAAGUCAGUCACAGAAGAAGAGUGAAACCAUCUUUGUUGAUCCCUGAUGCGCCACUGCCUUGUUUGGAGACUCAUCUUAAAAUGAGAUUUUCAUUGGCAAAAAACCCUUGCAGGGAAUUGGUGUCGGUCUUUACUGCUCUUCUUUAUUUUUAUGCCCUUUGAGCUAAAAUGCCAUCGCGUCUUUUCCUCCCUUGCUUCCGUAAAGUUUCCAGAAUUCCACUUUUUGGGGGGUGGGGGGAGGAGGUGGUAUUUCUACAAAAAUUGCCCUGACUUUUUAAAUCAGGGGUGAUCAGAGUCUGCAGUAUUAGGAAGUGUCUGGGUGCUGCUUUCUGCACUUCCACUUCUAAUGUAUUGGUGUAAGCUACAAAAGUCCCAGUAUGCCAAUGUGCACCUGUGGAUGAGUCGAAGAAGUUACACCAUGGGGGGGGGGGGGGAAUGGAGGCAGAGACUCCCUUCUGUGUAUAUUUACGACCCUGAGAUGUUGGUUGUUAACAGUAGAUGUAACUUCUGCUUCUAAUUUACCAGUGAAACCUUUUUGGGCCUUGCUAAAUGAAAGGAGGAAAAAGCCAAGUUUCUUAGGUGACCACAGUGUGUCUUUAUCUUUACAUGGAUCAUUGAUAACAAACCAAGUUAGGUAACAUAAAGUGUAGUCGUAUAUUAAAAGCCAGGUAAAUUAACUGCUUAACUCAGCUAAAGCCUCACUUUCUGUGUAUCCAGGAGUAGGUCAAGCUAUCUAUGCAAAUCCUUGCAGUGUUGACAGGCGUGGAGAUCAGGAGGAGAAAAACGAAAAGUUCUGAAUAACCACCAAGGGAUCCAAACAAAACUCAUGAUGUUUACAGUGAGCGCUGUUGUCUCACGGCUCCUAACCUCAUUUUUGUAAAAGAUCUUCUCGUUGAUAUAUUUUUACUGGCCCUCAGAUUUAGAAGUGUUUUUUGUAACUGAAGCCAUUUGCUGUGUUGCUCCCCUGCCCCCCCACUUUGCGGUAGAUUUUUAUUAUCAAAUGCUUCCGACUUGUUGCCUUUCUGCCGUCUUUCUCACUCACCCCAGUGUUUGGCGGUUGUGCAAGCCAUUGUUUCCCUACCCCAUCUAGAAAAGACUUCUUAAAAUACCUAUACUAGGGAAGGAUGAGGAACGGUUCACUAUUCUCUCUCUCGCUCUCUUUUUAAAAUGCCAGAUGUUGUAACGACUGGAAGCACAGGCUAUCCUUGUAUUGCCUGUGCUUUAUUUCACAGGGCUGUUCGCUACAUUAUUUAUAUAAUACAGGAAUGCUCCUGAAAAUGAUUUCUGUGUCUCAACCUCACCAGUAGGGAAAAGCAAACAUUCAUUACUAUCUAUGGGAUAUAUACACACAUAUGCCCAGGAAAAGCCCAGCCUUAUGAGCAUAUUUUAGUAUAAAUAGUAAUGUUUUAAUCCUGUCUCACCUGCUGUUUUUUUUAUCGCAGAUGUAUACUGUAUACCAAUUUUGACACCUGUUGUUUAACCACUGUAGCCCUUCCCAAAGCAUUGUGGGAAUCGUAAAUUUCAGAGAACUCCAUGAAUUCUUAGUCAGAAAAUCCUCUCAUAAAACUGAAGUUCCCGGGGGCCAGUGGAAGUUUCUGGGUGCAGACACACUUGCAGGAGUACUUCUAUACUAUAAAAAUUCAGUGAAGAGAAUCUAAAGAGCCUAAUUUAAAAGCCUUUAAAGAGAACUAAAAGUUCAGCAGAGAGUGCCAGACACAAGUUCUCUGUGUAUCAGAGCAUCAUGGGAGAGAACGCCUCAACCUUCCACACACACACAUGCACUAAAGGGAAUGACUAUUGUAAUUGGCAUAUCUCUUCACAUAGAGCACUGGACCUUGUGUUGGUUUUAUGCCUGUUGGCAGAGCUAUGGCAGCUGCAGAAGUUUCCAGUGUUCUGUAAGUGAAGUAUCCAGACAUGGAACUGUCCAGUGCCUCAGGAUCACUGACUCAUUGUGCACCAACCGCCUUUUUCCCCCACAGUGGCCGUGCCUAAAUGGAUUUUGUACUUGGGCCUUGAUUUUUCUUCUCCUUGGUUUUAACUAAUUCGUAUUAAUUUUUGGACAGUAUUUUGUAGUUAGACACCCUUUUUUCCUGGAAGAAAAAUGCUCCAAAGAAAUGUGCAGCAGCACUUAACAGAGACAAAUUUUUAAAAAACAAACCUGAAGUAUGCCAAUAAAACGCUGCCAGGUAUAAAACUUGGGGAACCAUUUUGUAGGUUGCCUGACAAAAAACCCCUUAGCUUUUUACCUUGUUUUGUUUAUAUGUAUUUAUUACAAUUAUCAUUGUGAAACAUUGGAAAUUGUACACUAUAGCUUAGUAACUGUCCUUUAUAUGUAAUUUUACAAAAGUUUCCUUAUUCAACAAAUAAAUGGUGGGUUUUUUUAAAAAAAAA